Molecule: messenger RNA, 1126 nt
Organism: Halichondria panicea
Lineage: Eukaryota; Metazoa; Porifera; Demospongiae; Suberitida; Halichondriidae
Exons: 2
Coding region: 14-832 (272 amino acids)
Source: RefSeq, a predicted model, not a curated record
UCUACUGUAGGCAAUGACUAGAACAGUUAUUCUGUGGACAGCACCAAGAAGUGUGUCCACUGCAGUCUACAGGUCUAUUACAACACUCAAGAACACUACUGUCAAAGGCUGCCUUGAAUGGUUCAUCAGUCCCUACUACUUUGCCCCCAAUCCACCUGCUGCGCUUCUGGAGUGGCCCUAUCAAAGAGAGCCCGAUUUUUUGUUCUGUGAGCCUUCAUACUCUGUAGUUUGUCAGAAAAUACUCCAGGAUUACCCUGGUGUGGAUGUACUGUUUGCUAAAGAGAUGGCAAAACAUUUGCCCCCCAAAGACUCUGAACAAUUUCCUCAACUUUUGCAGCAACUAAGCGAUCCCAAGGUCACCCACACGUUUCUAAUACGUGAUCCAACAAAGGUUAUUUAUUCACAAUUUAAGCUUUAUAAAAAGGGGGUUGCAAUAGAGAAAGUAAAAGGACUAUUGGAGCUAUACGCUUUGUAUGAGUAUCUCACAGAGACACUGGGUAAGAAUGCUAUCGUGUUUAGCACAGACGAUAUACUGGCUGACCCUGACCAAAUGAUGAGAUUGUACUGUGAAGCAAUCGACAUUCCUUUUGAACCACACAUGAUCGCGUGGGAGGAGGGAAAACUAGAUACAAGAAUGCCAGUGAAAGAAUGGGAGUCCUAUUUCGACUCAUUUCAAGAAUCGACGGGGUUUAUCAAAAGUCCUUCAAUGGACGAGAAACCUAUUCCUAUUCAUGAGCUUCCAACUGAUAUGGUGGAAUACAUUGACACUUGUAACCCUCGUUAUGAGAAACUGUUAGACAAAUGCAAUCGUCCAUGUAAGCCUACACAUUAGCUCAUUAAAGUGACACUCUCAUACUCCUAUAAAUUUGCCAUAAUAUUAAGUUUACACCUGACUGUACACUAUUACAGAAACGAUAAACGCUCAAUAAUUACAAACACGAUACCUCUUGCUUGCUGGUCUGCAUGAGCACACAAUAGAGAAACUGAACGCAGGGCAGCUCCAGACUAGGGUCCAGUGAGGGCAACAACUGAGAGGAGAGCUGAAGAAGCUUCUUGACUGGAGGCUUCAACUUAUCAGGGUUGGAGAGUGCCUCAGUGACCAGUGUCAUGAGCAGGGAGGUGACUU